AUGUCGAACCCUCAAGGUAACCCAGGCACUCCUCCACAACCUACUCCCUCUGAUUCAUCCACACCUCCUCCACCCAGCACAACCCCUCAACCUAGGAGAAGGCGAGUAAAAAUGCUUGCUCGUAAAACAGUGGCAACUGACGAUUCGUUCAAAUCUGCGAGUGAGGGGGAAGGAACUGGGUCUUCUGACUCUGAGAAGGCUCAAAACUCCCCUUCUGAGGUACAUUCUGCUUUGGCUGAAAAUUUAGAAAAUAGGUUUGUUUUGGUUGGGUCUGUCAGGAAUGUGGAAUUGCCUGAAUUGGGAAGAAGAGGAGAAAGUGGCAAGAAGUCAGGGGGAAGUGGUUCAGGGGAGGCUGUUGAAGGUUUGGUUAAUCUAUGUUCACAGGCAGAUGAACCUGGUUCAUCUGUUGAGGAGACCAUACCAGACCUUCUGAAGAAAGUGGGUGCUAGCUAUGAUCCAAAAAAAAGGAGAACCCCAACACCAAAUGCCCCCAGCACUACAAAACUUUCGAAGAAAAGAAAGGCUUCUUCCCCAACAACUGCUGAAAUUCCCUUGCCAAAGGGGAGAGCCACAAGAAGUAUGGUAAAACAGAGUGAGAGUGAGUUACAAAAGGCUUUGGCUGAAGUCAAGAAGAAGAGGAUGGAUAAAGGAAAAGCUAAGGUUGCAGAGCCUUCUGAGGCUGUUGAUAUUGAGGAGAUGGAACAGGUCCAUCAGGAGGAACAUACAGCUGUGGAGAGGACAAGGUCUACAAUGAAAAACAAACAAGUUAGAAUUACUGAAGAUGAGGAAUGGAGUGGUGAGAAGAGAAUGGAUGGAAGGCUAGCCAGGAAUGAGAUCAUUGAAUUCAUGGAAAAUGCAGAAGUCAAGGAUGGCAGAGUCACCGGCCAAGUGAAAGGAGUUCAAUUAAAAUAUGUUUGCCUAAUUACUGAUGAUUGA
Molecule: messenger RNA, 936 nt
Organism: Nicotiana attenuata
Lineage: Eukaryota; Viridiplantae; Streptophyta; Magnoliopsida; Solanales; Solanaceae
Exons: 6
Coding region: 1-936 (311 amino acids)
Source: RefSeq, a predicted model, not a curated record